CUUGAGGAAGGAGCUGCCCAUUCACUAGGGAUUGGGCAACUGGUACUAUCACGAAUUUGCCAUCUGCAAAUUUGCUCUCUUCUCUUUUUCCUCGCGCAUCAUCGCGAAUCACUUCUUGCCUUGGCUGCAACGCUUUGCUCACCUCUCAAGGGUUGGUUGAGCUGUGUAUACCACUGGCAUCUCUCUGUCGUCCUAUUCUUCGCCGUCGUCUCUCCAGGGUCUCUCGCGCAAACUCAGAGCUUUCGCCAUCCAAAAAGAAGCAGAGAAGCUGCUCCGAGCUUUACUUGAUCAACCUUGCUAGGGCUUAUAUCUUUGCUCUGGCUCGAGUAUUUCUUUGGACCUUCCCAUCGGACCCUUGAUAUCGGGUCGUCAUUCUCUUCCCCGAUACGGCACCUUUCGCCGUCGGCGCAUUACACCCUCUAUUACUCGACAGAUUGCGAUCGGGACUCUUUACGAUUCCGUCACAUCUUUGUCUACCUAUUUCAGCCGUCAAUUGCAUCUUAAAGUACACUGCGUUCGCAUUGCAUUGGAUUACAUUGCUGGCUUGCCUUGCACCACGUACUAAGAUACCAGCCGACGCCUCUUUUGUACUUCUAUCGUCUAGGACGUUCGUCGAACCCUUGGGAUCGCCAUUAGUUUAAAGACAGCUGCCUCCCGUCUGUCAAUUCAGCUUUCAAUCUCGAGCUUCUCAGCACGCUGAUCACACUUGUCCUGUGGCUUUUGAGUUUUGCUCAAUUUUUGAAUACCUUUUUGUCGCAUAGUCAUUGUCAACUUAGUCUUCAAGAUGGGUUGGAUGGACAAGACCAACCGCAAGAUUGCGGCCAGUCCUGUUGGACGUUGGUUCCAACUCGAGGGUUCCGGUCAUCCUCGUGAGCGCAAGGGCUCUCUCUUCUUCACUGAGAUCCGAGCUGGUCUCGCCACCUUUUUCGCUAUGGCCUACAUUAUUGCUGUCAACUCCUCGAUUGUUUCUGAAUCUGGUGGUCCAUGUGUUUGCCCUACUUACAAGGACGGCGCUUGCGUCCCCGACGAAGCUUACCAGCUGUGUGUUGCCGAGGUCAAGCGUGAUGCUGUCACUGCUACUGCUGCCAUUUCUGCUCUGGCUACUUUCUUCAUGGGUUUGCUUGCCAACCUUCCCGUCGGUCUCGCUCCCGGUAUGGGUCUCAAUGCCUACUUCACCUACACCGUCGUUGGCCCCAGCGGCUCUGGCCCCGUCCCUUAUGAGCUUGCCCUUACAGCCAUCUUCAUUGAAGGCUUCAUCUUCUUCGGUCUUGCUCUCUUCGGUAUGCGUCAAUGGCUUGCUCGCGCCAUCCCCCGCUGCAUCAAGCUCGCCACUAGUGUCGGUAUCGGUCUGUUCUUGACGCUCAUCGGUCUCACUUAUAGCGAGGGUAUCGGUCUGAUCGUUGGUGCCGUUUCCACUCCUAUGGAACUCGCGGGUUGUGAGUCGCAAUAUCGGGACCCUGACACCGGUCUGUGCCCUUCCUCGCAGAAGAUGAGAAGUCCUACCCUGUGGAUCGGUAUCUUCUGUGGCGGUAUCUUCACCGUAUUGCUCAUGAUGUACCGCGUCAAGGGUGCCAUCAUUGCUGGUAUUCUUCUUGUCAGCAUCAUCUCCUGGCCACGAGACACCCCCGUGUCAUAUUUCCCCUACGAUGCCCUUGGUGACGACCGAUUCAACUUCUUCAAGAAGGUUGUCGAUUUCCAUGAGAUUAAGAAGACCCUUAACGUCCUCCAGUUCAACAUUUCUGGUCACAGUGGUCAGUUCGGUCUUGCGCUCAUCACCUUCUUGUAUGUCGAUAUCCUGGAUUGUACCGGUACUCUGUAUGGUAUGGCUCGUUUCGCCAACCUCGUCGACCCCGUUACUCAGGACUUUGAGGGCUCCUCAAUUGCCUACAUGGUUGACGCCCUCAGCAUUUCCAUUGGCGCUGUUUUCGGUGUUCCCCCUGUCACUGCUUUUGUCGAGUCUGGCGCCGGUAUUUCUGAGGGUGGAAAGACUGGUCUGACCGCCAUGGUUGCCGGCAUCUGCUUCUUCAUUUCCAUCUUCUUUGCGCCCAUUUUUGCUUCCAUCCCCCCCUGGGCUACCGGCUGCGUUCUGAUUCUUGUUGGUUCCAUGAUGGUUGGCGCGGUUACUGAGAUCAACUGGCGUUACAUGGGUGAUGCCGUUCCUGCUUUCCUCACCAUUGCGAUCAUGCCUUUUGCGUACUCCAUUGCUGAUGGUCUGAUUGCUGGUAUCUGCACAUAUAUAUUGAUCAACACCGUCGUUUUGGUUAUCAAGGUUGUUUCCGGUGGUCGUAUUGUGCCUCCCAACUAUGAGGAGAGAGAUGGUUGGACUUGGCGCAUUCCCGGUGGUUUCUUGCCCCCUUGGUUGAACCGUCUGGCCCACGGAAAGAAGGACUUUUGGCGUGAGGAGUUCCCCCCUGCUGCCAAUGACACUACUGUGAACCAAAACGCUGUUCCCGAGGAGACUGGUUCUGAUCAUGGUGGAUCCGUGGGCGGUAAGGUGCCUGAGACUACUCUCCCCCGUGAGAAGGAGACUUGAAAGGAUUUGGAAGAGAUUAUGGUUACUUGAAAAUGUUAGUAUGUUGAGUGAAAAGUAGGAGGAUCUGGAAGAUACGAUACCCAAGAAAACAAUAACAUCAUGAUGUUCUGUUUGAUAUACUCGACCUGUCCCUGCAAGUGAUGUCUCGGAAAGAUGUGUCGCCCCGA
Messenger RNA from Fusarium verticillioides 7600, 2700 nucleotides. RefSeq names its product MFS transporter, AGZA family, xanthine/uracil permease. The transcript has 3 exons. Gene Ontology annotation, cellular component: plasma membrane. Gene Ontology annotation, molecular function: purine nucleobase transmembrane transporter activity. Gene Ontology annotation, biological process: transmembrane transport. The record is from RefSeq and is a predicted model, not a curated record. NCBI's taxonomy places the organism in Eukaryota, Fungi, Ascomycota, Sordariomycetes, Hypocreales, Nectriaceae. The coding region runs from base 785 to 2533 and encodes 582 amino acids.